GUAAUUUUUGAUGCAAUAGUCUAGAAAUAUUCAGUUAUUACAUAAAGCCUUCAGCAAUUCAUAGCGCAACGUUGAUUCAGUUGCCGGUACUAAAAAAAAAAUCGACCUUGCAUUUCCAUAUCCUGCUCGAAGACGAGCCCUCGGAUACGGCGAUAUCUAUGUUCAUGUAGAAAAAGAAUACUGUUGGAAAUAUUACAAGAAACGGCGUCCUUGUGACUACAAACUCACCAGCAAAGCCCAGCGUCGACCGCCAGGAGUAACUCUGAGAUCGACAUGGCUACGGCAACAGCACAACUGCUGGAGGACGGCUGGCUGCAAGGGGGCAUCGGCGGCAUCAUGAGAUCUGCAUAUACAGCCUACAACGAUCUCCUGUCUAAACGGGACACCCGCAUGGACGGCUGGUUCAUGAUGGAAUCACCGCUGCCCACGACGGUCGUGUGUUUGGUGUAUGUGUGGCUAGUCAAGGUUGCCGGCCCUCGCUUCAUGAAGGACCGCCAGCCAUAUCAGCUUAAGAACCUUAUUAUCGUCUAUAAUUUCCUCCAAGUUCUUUUCUCCAUGUUCAUAUUCUAUGAGAUCGGUAUGGGGGGCUGGUUCGUAGGAUAUGACCUGAGAUGCCAGCCUGUCGACUAUACUGACAAUCCAACGAGCAGACGAAUGCUCUAUGCCUGCUACUACUACUAUAUCUCGAAAUUCACUGAAUUCAUUGACACGUUUUUCUUCGUGCUGCGUAAGAAGAACGAGCACAUCUCCCUGCUGCACGUGCUGCACCACGGCAUCAUGCCCCUCAGUACGUGGGUAGGCCUUAGAUACACUCCUGGUGGCCACAGCACCUUCUUUGGCUUCCUUAAUACCUUCGUUCAUAUCGUCAUGUAUUUCUACUACAUGGUGGCCGCCAUGGGACCCAAGUACCAGAAGUACAUCUGGUGGAAGAAAUACGUCACCACCCUCCAGAUUGUGCAGUUUGUGGCUAUCUUCAUUCACGCUUUCCAGUUGGUGUUCCGCGAAUGCGAUUACCCGAAGGCGUUCAUGUGGUGGAUCGGAGGCCAUGCUUGCAUGUUCUUCUUCCUCUUCGCUGACUUCUACGUCAAGGCUUACCGACAACACAUGGCCAAGAAGACGUCAGCUGCCAGCUUCGUCAAGAAGAUCGUACCUUGCUUCUUGCCAGCUGUCGACGAGAGUAACCAAUUGUCGAAUGGCAAGAUGAACGGCCAUGCCAACGGACACGCCAACGGUUAUGCCAACGGUCACGCAAACGGUCACGCCAACGGACAUGCCAACGGUCACGCCAACGGACAUGCCAACGGUCACGUCAUAGAAUCCGCCUCUUCAGAAACCGCGGACGUGCGCUCUCGGAAGCCCCGCAAGGAGCAGUGAUCAUAUGGCUUUUUUGUUAAAAGCAUUUAGGGUGUGAUUGUGUUGGAUGAAAAUGCGGCUAAUAAUCGUGGCAUCGUCAAGCUAAUUUAUUAACAUUUAAGAUUUGAAGCCUUUUGUGAGUGCGGGUAUGCACUGCAGUGCCCCGAUCAAUUGAGUGCACCUUACGUUCUGUGUUAUAAUGCUGAUCAAGUUUGUAGCUAUUGUUUCCAUUGUAAUUAUGUGUGGUUUAAUUUAGCGCAUAUCCUCAGUUUAAUUGAUCAUAUUUCAUUCUCUUGCCGCCAGUGAGUUUCAUUGUAGUGAGAACUUCGUCAGGAAACUUGUUACAAUUUUUAAGUUACUUUGUCUUCAGUUUCAGUGUUGAUCAUCCAUUCACUCGUGAAUAUUUCAUCGCUGAAAUUAUUCAAUGAGAAAAAAUUACAAAAAACACAAACAAAGCGUCAGUGUUAGGGAGGUGUACAAACUCUUUAUUUUCUAGUUAAUUUUAGGUGACUUGUAUGGUUUUGUGUAGUAAUUCAAGAGACUUUAACGUUAAUUAAUUAUUCCACAGUUCUUGACACGCAGUUUUCCAGCAUUCCGUUUGAACUGUGGAGCAUGCCGUGUUGCCCGUUUGAUUUACGUGCUAUAAUAUCACGAUUUUCCUUGCAUAGCUCAAGGCUAAUUCACUCAAUUCACACUGCCACUAUUGCUAGAGUAACACAAGUCUUGUGGUGUAGUAUUGCAGGUUAUUUUCCUAUUCUCGGAAGUAACCGACUUGACAUGAAUAAAUUCCGUGUGAGUUGAGUUGUGAGGUCGUGUGACGUUAUCUUGAGAACGUUUUGUGAUAAUAACAUUGCUUAACUAGCCACCGCUUGUCCAUAGCCACCGCUUAACUAAAAUGGACUAGCGGUGGCUAGAGCAAAUCCCUACUCCUUACCGAAGCCUUCUGAGUUAAUCUGUCAUACUAAAGUAGUGCUCUUUACUAACAAUUUUAUCUUGAUGUGCCAACGAAUCGAGAGUGUACUCCAACCACCUCCCUCUCGGAGCUUUCCUUUAGCCAAUCUCGUAGGAUGAUUCUUCAGAAUGGUUUAAGAGAUUCUAUAUGCCAGGAAAAUUUAUAUGCUUUUAAACAGCGCUUUAGGAUUCUUACCUAUCGAAACCGGUGAAAAGUAAAACUACCCAUUACCCAAUUAUAAUUAAAUGUUGAUAAAUACGUGAUAAUUUUGUUAACAAAUUUCUCUUGUUUCUAUCAUCUACACGUGUUCUUUCUUAACUCCUUAAUUUCUGUUUGAUUAUGUAACCUAGAAACGUAUUCCCCUUAAAAAAUGAUGUAUUGAUGAUGAGUAUUACUGUGUCCCAAAAAAGAUGCUCAUUCGACACUAAAACUGUCGUUCGCGACAGCAAUCUUGACGUUUACAAUGACCACCUGAUUGUUUUUCAGAUUUUUAAUGCGUAUCUGAGUUCAAAAUACAAUUAGAAGUGCAUGGCAAACCUUGUAAAUUUUGUGUACGUUACAUGCCUUUCGUAUUAAAUAUAUAAUCUAUCUGUAUCUUUACUGCUGCUUGAAAAAGUCUUCGUUAUAGCCUUGUGAAAAGGACAAAUGUAGGUGGCCCAGUGAUAAUCGUGAUCUUAUACUCACUACAAUAAUCACGAACUGCUUUCACUUGCGACUAUAAAAAGUGUUAAGACUUGUUUAUUUUUCUCCAAUCGGUGAAGUUGUGCCGUCAUUUCCUUGAUCGAAUUUUUGACUAUAACUAAAAUUUCGCAUUCCUUAAUGAACUCCAUUUCGAUCAGUGAGGUUGCGUAAAUUUUGUCUUCUGUUCUGUUGAUUUUAAUUCUAAUUUUCGGCGUUUAUUAGCUGCGUAUUUUUUCCCAAACGUGUCUGAUACUUCGUAGCUUAUGUGUAUUUUCCCGAGCAAUUAGUGUGUUUUGACUCCAUAACUCGUCCUCCGCGGACCUACUCUACAGCGGCGUCAGGAGUGCGGAAAAGACUCAGACUUACUCUUGCCGUGAAUUCCGUCUCCCACGGCAUUAUGCCCGAGUGGAAAGUAUUUUCGAAUUGCUCUUAAUAUUCUUCUAACACGUCUAAAGAUUUCCAAUAUAGAUAAUAACGAAGAUAUAGCUAUACCUAUGUUACGUUAUAUUAUAUGAACCUGCUGAAGUGUAUUUACUCUAUAACAUUCAAGUAUUCUUUCCCAUUCCUUACUGCUUCGAUUCCAAAUGCCUUACAGAACGAAAAAUUUCGCUAAUUUUUCUCGAUCUUCAUGUAUUUACUUUCCUUCAUCUAGAUUCAAAUUUGAGUGAAAUGAUACGACGAAACGUUGAACUUUGGCAGACGCUCUAUCCAGGUCGCUGUUUCUGUCAGGAAGUUGUUUGACUCGUUUAACGCGACACGUAGUAAUGAUGCUCUUUGAGGCAAUAUACUUUACGGCAUGUACAUACAUCAGGACUUGUGAGCCAGGCAGUCAUGCUACAUUGUUUACUUUUGAAGAAUGGAUGUAUAUCUCGACUGUUGCUCCGCUGUUGCAGUGACUUUUAAGUUGUUUGAAUAAUUACUCGGGUUGUGUUGAUGUUCUCUUAUUAAUAUAAGUUCACGCCAUGUUUCUCCAGGAAUUUUCGUAAGAGCACACUGAUAUUUUUCGUAAAAUUAGAACUCAGGGUUACUGGGAAUCAUUUCUAGCAUAUAUUUAUAAGUUUCUGCCGAGCAAGAUUAUUAACCAUUGCACAUAAUUUCAUGAUACCUUCUUGCUCUUUACAUUUUAUUUCUCUGAAAAUAUUCUACAUUUUUCUCUUAUGUAUUUACUACAACACUAAACUAUUUUCACAUAAACGGUAUUACAUCAUUAUCGUGCUUCUUUCGGCGGCUCGAAUGCUAUUCACCAGUAAUCUACAAUGAGAAUAAGGACACGAGAAAUUUAGGAUAUUAUUAUCUUAUGUUGGUGAAUUCCGAAACAAACUUGGUGACAAUGUCAUGAACGAGGAGUGUUUGCGCUCCCUCUGCAUAAUUAAAUGUUACUGCCGAUACUCAAAUUUGGAAGCUGUAACAAUGGAUAGAUGUAGCAUUCAAUAGAAGAAUUUUGUAACGUGGUGAGGACGGUUGAUGCUGGAAGGCUGUCAGCCUAGAAACGUUAGCAUGCAAUGAGCUAUUGUGUAACUGGCAUUAUCAGCUACGUUGUCCAGCUUCAUCAGCGAUUUCGGUGACCAUAAUACUACAGUCACGAAACUAUGUUAACGAAGCCUCUUUCCCAUCUCGCUGAGUGUAUUGAUUUUGACAUUUGUGUCGAGUUACAGUUUAGGUUACUUGGCAUCCAUUGCUUUUCGAGGAACGUGUAACAGAUAUCCCAUCUGUCAAGAACCAAUCGUAACUUGUGCUUCGUCAUAGAUGGACAUUGUUGUAAAACAUUGCGGCUCCUAGUGCCAUCUAUUGAAACGUGUUUACCGUGUAUUAUAUGUGCGCAGUUAUGUUCCAGUCGCAUACGGACAUGAACUUGCGUGCGCUGCCAUGCUUCCUGAGCUCAAGAUGUCGGCAUCUGAGAAAUUUCUAUUCACGUUCAUGUGUGACUAUAUUUUCUGCCUAACGGAGAGCGUCUUCAUUUUCCCUUCUUGCGUCUAUUACUGAUAAAUUUGUUUCCUACCGACUAUGGCAGCGUUUAGCUAUUCAAUGCCCAGUAUUUGCAGUUGAACAAAAAUGUUAUCCUACAACUAAAUUAUUUUCCUUGGCAGCGUACGUUAUUUGAACGCAUUGUAAGCGCCACAUUAAAUUUAUAUAUGGAAGACACAUUUGCUGAAUUAGACGUAUCAAAAUUAUGUUGUAUUAAUUAAUAAUUAGACAUGUAUCUAAUUAUUAUACAAGUUACAUAGAAUAAUGAAAUAGGUUUCUAAUAUUUCAUUACCAAACACGAUUGGACAAAUGUAUGUUUUCCGGUAUUUGUGAAGACUGUUCUAGACUUGCAAUGCAGACAAUGUUUAUUAUAUUAAAAUGUAUAGUGUCUAUGCUCCAAAAAUUUAAUUAUUAUCAAAGCAGAUGAUUGUUAAAAACCUCUCUAGUUUAGUAUCCCACAAAUGUUCAUAGUUACUCGUGCAGCUUUCAUCCACUCAAGCGUGACCGCUUGCAGAUAAAAAGUAUCGCUAGCGCAUCUCCCAAUGCGUGACGGCGAUCUAUUUGAACCCAUGUUGAUAUUUUAUACCUUUGUGCAUAAUAAACUCGUUAAGGACACUUUGA
This is a messenger RNA of Hyalella azteca, 5572 nucleotides long. Its product is annotated as elongation of very long chain fatty acids protein AAEL008004. Lineage: Eukaryota; Metazoa; Arthropoda; Malacostraca; Amphipoda; Hyalellidae. Gene Ontology annotation, cellular component: endoplasmic reticulum membrane. Gene Ontology annotation, biological process: sphingolipid biosynthetic process; very long-chain fatty acid biosynthetic process; fatty acid elongation, monounsaturated fatty acid. The transcript has 9 exons. The record is from RefSeq and is a predicted model, not a curated record. Gene Ontology annotation, molecular function: fatty acid elongase activity. Bases 274 to 1374 code for a protein of 366 amino acids.